Cyprinus carpio (common carp) is the source of this 667-nucleotide messenger RNA. RefSeq lists its product as uncharacterized. The record is from RefSeq and is a predicted model, not a curated record. NCBI's taxonomy places the organism in Eukaryota, Metazoa, Chordata, Actinopteri, Cypriniformes, Cyprinidae.
AACGUCAUCCAAUCAGAUUGUUCUCGGUCAUUUAAUCAGUUGCAGUUUGUGCGAUGUAGAGCUGUCUUUUGUUCAUCAAACAGUGAAGUCGGUCUGUGCACGAGAAAUCGUAUUGCUUUGCCGUUAUGGAGACCCCACAAAACUCUUUAAACAUCACCUUUCAGGACGAUAAAGAAAUACAGGAUUUGUUAAAACAACUCAAGGAUGCCAAAACUGAACUACAGCUUACCAAAGACGAGGUGGAGCAAGUAAACAAAGAUGUUAACAAAUGCAGAGAGGAGAUGGACCGGAGGAUGAUGAUGAUGGUGCAGAUGGAUGAAGGCCUGUGGAAGAAAAGCCUUGGCAAUCAGCUAGAAGAAUUAACUUUAUCUAGUACCAUAGAGACGAAGCAAGCUCUUCUGAGAAGUUUGCAGGAGGAGGAAAGCAGCCUGCUGGAGCAGGAGUGUGAUCUGAAGCUCAGACGCGAGCAGCUGAGGAAAGCACUGGUGGAUGCUUCUGCAAACUCAGAGGAAGUUUCACAGGGUGAGAAUCCAGUUAAACCAGGCUCAUCCAGCCAGAGUAAGUGUACAGAAAAGCCAGUGAGAAAAAGAAGAACACGGAAGUGAUCACAUCAAUUUUUAUUAUAUUUAGUACAACCAAGCUGCAAUAAACAUGGAAAAUAUGGUAA